This is a messenger RNA of Erythranthe guttata (spotted monkey flower), 622 nucleotides long. The record is from RefSeq and is a predicted model, not a curated record. NCBI's taxonomy places the organism in Eukaryota, Viridiplantae, Streptophyta, Magnoliopsida, Lamiales, Phrymaceae.
CAAUAUAUAUUCAAUAGGGCCGACAUAUGCUGAAGUUGCGGUCUCAUGCGAAGUCUACUUGGUCGGGCCCCGACGACUAUUAUAGUGUUUCACUAUUGGAGAGUACCGGGUUGUAUCACUUGCGUUAUUGUUCGCUCCCUCAGCACAAUAACCCGUUGAUAGAGGCAUUUAUCGAGAGGUGGCAGCCAGACACCAACAGCUUUCACAUGCCGUUUGGAGAGAUGACUAUUACUCUCCACGAUGUGCACUAUAUCAUGCAUUUGCGAGUUAGUGGAAAGCGCCCUAACGUUUGGAUUGAUAAGGCAGAUGCGAUUUAUGCGGGUGCGAGAGCGUUCGGUGUCGAGCCCCCAGUUAUGGAGAAAUGGUAUGGAGGCGGAUCCCGGUUAGAUGAUUUGGAUAGGAUGUAUGGCGACGAUUCUUCAUUUCCUUCCGAGUUUCGGGUACGAGCAUAUAUUGCGUACUUGCUUGGAAAGCUAUUGUUUGUCGAUAAGAGUGGAUCGAAGGUGAAAGCAGAUUUUUUCCCACUUUUAGAGCAUAUCGAUAUGAUUUCCGACCAUCUCUUCAAUGCUCUAUGGGCGCUCUCCACCCUAAUUUGAUUAAAGUAGGUUAUGUUUCAGUAAAC